Messenger RNA from Cynocephalus volans (Philippine flying lemur), 660 nucleotides. RefSeq names its product ras-related protein Rab-12-like. The transcript has 2 exons. Gene Ontology annotation, molecular function: GTP binding; GTPase activity. Gene Ontology annotation, biological process: Golgi vesicle fusion to target membrane; regulation of exocytosis; protein secretion. The record is from RefSeq and is a predicted model, not a curated record. NCBI's taxonomy places the organism in Eukaryota, Metazoa, Chordata, Mammalia, Dermoptera, Cynocephalidae. Bases 1 to 660 code for a protein of 219 amino acids. Gene Ontology annotation, cellular component: endosome; trans-Golgi network transport vesicle; plasma membrane.
AUGGAAACCAGUGGUGGCAGUGAUGAGGGCGCGGGGAGGCAGCAGGUGGCACAGCUGCAGCUUGGAGCCCGUGGGACGCCGGGGCGCUCAAGGGAGGGGACCAGGGGAGGCGGUGGCCUGGGCGCGAGCUUCACGGCGCUGUUGGGUGGCCAGGCCUGCCCGAGGAAGCAGGCCCCCAGGCAGGCUGACUUCAAGCUGCAGAUCAUCAUCAUGGGCUCCCGCGGCAUGGGCAAGACCAGCCUGAUGGAGCGCUUCAGCGAUGAUACCUUCUGCGAGGCCUUCCGCGAAGCCUGCAAGUCCACCGUGGGUGUUGACUUUAAAAUCAAAACUGUAGAGCUGAGAGGAAAGAAAAUUAGAUUACAGAUCUGGGACACAGAGGGUCAGGAGAGAUUCAACAGCACUACCUCAGCUUAUUACAGCAGUGCCAAGAGGAUCAUAUUAGUACGUGAUAUCACAAAGGAAACAUUUGAUGAUUUGCCAAAAUGGAUGAACAUGAUUGAUAAAUAUGCUUCAGAAAAUGCAGAACUUCUCUUACUUGGAAAUAAGUUGGACUGUGAAAUGGACAAAGAAAUCACCAGACAGCAGGGUAAAAAGUUUGCACAGCAGAUAACAGGCAUGCCAUUUUGUGAAGCAUGUGCUCUCCAAGCCCUGCCUCCCUGA